ACUCUUCUUCUCUGGCAGUGCUACGAUCGAAUUGCAGGUGAUACCAGCAGGUUGCAUUAAAUUCCGUAAAACAAUGUGGCAACCUUCACAGACCUGCCGCGCAACUACGAUUUGUUAACAGUAGAACUACCUUCUUGUUUAAUAGUAUAUUUUAUUUUUUAUGUUAAUACCAAAUACAAUUCUUCAUUAGAGUGCGGGCAACUUUGUAACUAAUGCACUUGAUGACACUUUGACACUUGCCUUUAAAUAUGGCGGCAAGCACCGUUAAAAUGACGCAAGCGUAUUUCAAUUCAAUUGCUCAUUAAAACAAAACCAAUAGCUGAGAUUGAAAUCAAAUGUUUGACGUUCACAAUAAAUAAAGGAAAAAGGGGGUGGAAUGGAGCACACAAGGAAUCGCUUCGUAAAAUGUUAUUCAAAUGGGAGCAUUACUUGGCCACCGGUGUUCAGUGUUACCAAAUCAGCCAUUUUCCCGACAGAUCUGGCUAUUUUCAAAGGACAUCAGCCGAAGAAAUUUGAAAACAGCUAGAAAACGCCAGAUCAUGGUUCUCCUUCUAGCCCAGCUCUCAGCUCAGUCCAGCUGCAAUUUAAGCAGGAAGCAGACACCGAUGAUGAAUGUGAGCGAAAUCUAUGCCAGUUACUUGGAGAGCACCUUGAUUGGAGUCCAGCGGGAGGAGGCGAAUCUGUAUGUGGUGCGUGCGCUGCGUCACGUCAUCCAGGAUGUGUUUGCCCAGCUGAGUCCGACACUGAUGAUAAUGGCAGCCACACGCUCCAGCAUGCUGGACACUUGGUUUCAGCAUGUGAUUGGCGUCUUGUUGAGCACAUGGAGCGAUGGCACUGUUCAAAUGCUGCGCGCAAAUGGCACGCAGAGUGUCCAUGUGCCUGGACGCAAGUACUGCAAUCUGUUGCUUGUCGACUCCUAUGAGAGUUUACUUGAUACACGCAUUGCGGAGGACAAUGCGGGCUACGAUGAUCACGAGUAUUAUUUCAUCUUUCUGCAGACACGCGAUCAAUACAUCGAACGCGAGCGACAGCUGAUCCUGGAAUACUGUCUGGCACAUUAUUGGCUCAACUGCAACGUGAUGGUGCAGACGGCACAGGUGGAGGUGCUCGUCUAUAGCUAUUAUCCGUAUCAGGAGCAGCGUUGUCAGCUGGCCGAGGCGCAGCUAGUGAAUCGCUUCGAUGGUCAGCGCAUGAUCAAUGCUCCCAUGUUUCCCAACAAGCUGCGACAGCUCUCCCAAUGCCCGCUCACGCUGCUGCUGUGGCACAUGCCACCGUAUGUGGAGCUCAGUCCUGGACGCACUGCCGGCGGCUUUGAGAUGCAAUUGGUGCAACAUUUGGCGCAGCGUCUCAACUUUAGUCUCGUGCUGCACAAGCUGCAUCUGCUGCGAGUGGAUCAGUACAAACUGGCCAUGGCCAAUGGCAGCAUUAAUGGACCAAUUGAAUUAAUAAUGCAGCAACGCGUCAACAUGAGCAUUGGCUAUUUCCGUAAGACAGCGCGACGCGAUCAACUGAUGACCUCGACGCCAGCUCACUAUUAUGCUCCUCUGGUGGCCGUUGUGGAGAGCGACAACUUUCGCUUUGGCCGCCUUGCCUGGCUCACGUUCCCCUUUCAGUGGCCGGUGUGGCAAACGCUGCUCGCCGCCUUGUUGCUGCAUUGGAGCGUCUAUGUGUGGCACUGGCGACGCUUGGGAUUGCAGGUGGUGGAGCUGCUGCUGGGCGUGGCAGUGCCGCGCCUCCCACGCUGCUGGCUGCAGCGUCUUGUCUACGCGCAUUGGCUGCUGGGCAGCAUUCCGCUGCGCAUCAUUUAUCAGUCGCUGUUGUUUCACUUUAUGCGUCUGCAAUUGUUCGAGACGCUGCCCAGCUCGUUUGAGCAGCUGCUGUCGUCCAACUUUCGUGCGUUUUGCACCUCGAACACGCUGCAAAUGCUCCGUGAGAUGCCGCAAGUGGAUUGCCACUAUGACAGCUUCACGGGCUUUACUACGUCGUAUGAUCAAAAUGUCCUCGAUGCACUGCAGCACAAUCGCAGCAUCGGCAGGCGUUCGUUUGCUAUUGCUGGACUGGACGUGACCAAAGCGCAUCUGCGUGACACGGGCCAAGAGGAGAACUAUCACAUAUUGACGCAGUACGUCAAUGUCCAGCAGGUGGUCAUCUAUAUGCCCAAGCAUACGUAUUUCUAUUCGGAAUUUACGAAUUUAAUACGUCGACUUGAUGCCAGUGGGUUCAUUGACUUUUGGCGGCGAGCCACCUUCGCUGAGUCCGUGCAUCGCAACCAAAGGCGGGAGAACAACGAGGAGGAACUGCAGCAGCAGGAGCACAGGCGACGCAUUCACGAAACCCAGCUAACUGCCAUUUAUGGUGUAAUGGGCAGUUUGUACGCUAUUGCAGCGUUGAUUUUCUGCCUGGAACUGCUGAUCCAUCGACUAUUCAAUAAGACAUAGGAAUGUGUAUUUAUGUAUGUAUUUCCCAUAUUAUUUGUUGUGUAGUUCCCCAAUCAAUUAGUGUUGACAUAGGUCGUGAAUUGGGAUAUUUUAAAAUAUCGAUAUUUAUAAAUAUAUU
Drosophila albomicans is the source of this 2556-nucleotide messenger RNA. RefSeq lists its product as uncharacterized. The coding region runs from base 417 to 2438 and encodes 673 amino acids. The record is from RefSeq and is a predicted model, not a curated record. The transcript has 5 exons. NCBI's taxonomy places the organism in Eukaryota, Metazoa, Arthropoda, Insecta, Diptera, Drosophilidae.